AAGCGUGUACUCUCUCUCUCUCUUGGUGGCUAUGAAGUAGAGCGAGAGCCAUCUUCAUCCCUAUUCUCCCCCUGUCUCUCUGCCUUCAAACAGAUUAAUAAAGUAGCACAAGCGAAAGAAGAAGAAGGAGAAGAAGAAGAAGAAGAAGAAGGAAGAGGAGGAGGAGGAGGAGGAGGAGGAGGAGGAAGAGGAUGCUAAGGACGAAGAAGAUGAAGCAGCGCUUCACCUUCUUCUCCUUCUGCUGAUUCAUGGCGUCUUCUCAACAUCGCUGCGUUUUUGUUGGGAAUAUACCAUACGAUGCCACUGAGGAGCAGCUUAUAGAAAUCUGCCGGGAGGUUGGUCCUGUUGUGUCUUUCAGAUUAGUUAUUGAUAGAGAAACUGGGAAACCAAAAGGUUAUGGGUUCUGUGAGUAUAAGGAUGAAGAGACUGCUCUAAGUGCUCGUCGUAAUCUUCAGGGUUACGAGAUCAAUGGCCGACAAUUACGGGUUGAUUUUGCUGAAAAUGACAAAGGUGCUGAGAGGAAUCGAGAACAGGGCCGUGGGGGACCUGGACUUGCUGCUAAUGUUGACCCUCAAAAACAGUUAUCUGGCCCAGCGAUUCACGGAGAAUCUGUUCACCAUCAGCCAAUUGGCCUCCAUAUAGCUAUAACUGCAGCAGCUGUCAUGGCAGGAGCUCUAGGUGGUGUUCAGGCUGGUACACAGUCAAAUCAAAAUGGUUUGCACAGUCAGUCAGCAUUGGCCAACGACCCUUUAACUCUUCGUCUGGCCAAAAUGUCUAGGAGUCAGCUGAAUGAAAUAAUGUCUGAGCUGAAAGUAAUGGCUACACAAAACAAGGAACUAGCUCGCCAGCUAUUGCUUGCAAGACCACAGUUGCCAAAAGCUCUUUUUCAGGCACAGAUAAUGCUUGGAAUGGUGACCCCACAAGUGUUGCAGAUGCCAAAUAUUCGGCAGGCUUCAGGUCAUCCCACACAGCUUCCAUUGCGUGAUAGCCAGCAGGCUCAGCCACCGUCAGUUCAAACUCUGCCUGGGCUACCCCCUCUUGCACAGAACAAGAUGCAGUCUGGUUUGAUGCCCAAAGUGCAAGAAAGUCAAGCUUCGACAGUGUCUCAAAAUCCUUCGGUUCACAACCAAUUUUCUUCACCCCUACAACCUCGAAUUCAGCUUCCACAACAUGCAAACAACCAUAUUGUACAACAGGCCACAGUUCUGGGCCAGUCUACAGUUUCAACACUUCCUCCUGUAUUACCCAUAUCUUUAAGCAGUUUGUCCUCUAGACCGCAAAUACAGGGGGCAAAUUCCUCUUCUCUGAACCAUCAAGUGCAGCCCCAUAUGCUACAACGGUCCGGACAGGUUGGGGCUGCCAAUUUAGGACAUAGCUUUCAGAUGGCUAAUCCAAAUGCUAGAACACAAUCUUCUGUUUUACCUCAUCCUCCCUUAUCAGAUGCAGGCUUUCAGGCUGGCCCCUCAGUAUCGUCAGGUAUUCCACAGGCAAUUAACAAGGAUAAUGAUAAAUCUACUCAAGUCCCGGACAGUGGAACUCGGGCUCACAGAAGUAGUGCAUAUAUAAAUACGCUGUCAGGAAGCAUGGUUCAUGAUUCUUUAGAAUCAAUUAAUCGCCCUCCAAAGCUGAUGAAAUUGGAUGAUGGAAGGGGCUCCUCUUUCUCAGCGGGGAGUUUGAAUGUGUCCAAUACCACUGGAUCUGGACUGUCCAAAGUUUUUGGAGUCAGCUCAUUGCCUGCAAAUCUAGUCCCGAAAGCAGAAGCACAAUACUCUGAGAAACAAAUUUCUCAGCUUCCAGCUGAGGUGGAGUCUGUCUUACUGCAACAAGUGUUGAACCUAACACCAGAGCAGGUGAGUUCAUUGCCUCCAGAACAGCAACAACAAGUCAUUCAACUUCAACAGGCUCUUCGGCGAGAUCAAAUUCAGCCAUCUUAGGAGACGGAGUGAACAUGACCAGGUCAUCACUGCAGCAAACUUGUCUUGGCACUUGGCAGUUCAGGCUCAAUUCUUUUUCUUGCAUGAGGGACAAGAGCUUGCUAUUGAUUCAAUCAGGUUCUGAUUGCUUGUAUAAUUAUUGAUCUCACGGAUCCGGGCAUGGGGUCCAAAAUGUGUGAGCCUGCAUUCGUGUAAAAUUUAUGAGCUUGUGAUGAACAUGCCUGAAAGCAAUAGUUAGAAGAUGAGAAAAAAGUUUUGUUUAA
This is a messenger RNA of Alnus glutinosa, 2197 nucleotides long. Its product is annotated as cleavage stimulating factor 64. The record is from RefSeq and is a predicted model, not a curated record. Bases 249 to 1934 code for a protein of 561 amino acids. NCBI's taxonomy places the organism in Eukaryota, Viridiplantae, Streptophyta, Magnoliopsida, Fagales, Betulaceae. The transcript is spliced from 11 exons. Gene Ontology annotation, molecular function: mRNA binding. Gene Ontology annotation, cellular component: mRNA cleavage and polyadenylation specificity factor complex. Gene Ontology annotation, biological process: mRNA 3'-end processing.